GGCGGGCAGGGGUUAACUGCGUGCGCCGGGGCCGGCCACGCCCCCCGGCACCGGCCGCCCAAUGAGCGGGCGGCGGGGCCGGGCCGGCCGCCCCCCGCUCGGGGGUGCGCAGCGCGGGGCAGCGGGAUGGUGCCGGCGGCGGCGGCGCGGGGCGGCGGGUCUGGCGGCGGCCUCCCCUGCGCGCGGCCAACGGCUGCCUGCGGGCCGCGCGGCUGAGCGCGCGCCGGGCCCCCGCCGGGCGGCGAGUGUAUUACCUUCAGGAGAUGGCCUCUUCUAAGUCUUUGAUGAACCUUCUAACCUUCACUUUUGGAUCAGCAAUAGGAUUUUUUGUGUGCUAUCUUCUGUUUAGCAUUAUACUAGAAGAACAGGUUAAGAUCCAGCCUCAUGUCCUUCACAAUGAUCCACAUGGUCAACACUCAGCAGAUAUUGAUAACAAUCAGCUGCAAGGACAAAUGAAUUUCAAUGCAGACUCUGGACAGCAUAAAGAUGAGAAUAAAAAUAUUGCAGAGGGACUGUAUCAGAAGGUGAAAAUACUGUGUUGGGUCAUGACUGGUCCUCAAAAUCUAGAAAAGAAAGCCAAGCAUGUUAAGGCCACUUGGGCCCAACGUUGUAAUAAAAUACUUUUUAUGAGCUCUGAGGAAAAUAAAGACUUCCCAACUGUGGGGCUAGAAACCAAAGAAGGCAGGGACCAACUGUACUGGAAGACUAUUAAAGCUUUUCAGUACGUAUAUGACCAUUAUUUUGAUGAUGCUGAUUGGUUUAUGAAAGCAGAUGAUGAUACAUAUGUUAUAUUGGACAAUUUGAGGUGGCUUCUUUCAAAAUACAGUCCUGAACAACCAAUAUACUUUGGAAGAAGGUUUAAGCCAUAUGUGAAACAGGGCUACAUGAGUGGAGGAGCAGGAUAUGUUCUGAGCAAAGAAGCUCUGAAGAGAUUUGUUGCUGCAUUUAAAACAAACAAAUGCUCUCACAGUUCCUCUAUCGAAGACCUAGCAUUAGGAAAAUGCAUGGAGAUCAUUAAUGUGGAAGCAGGAGAUUCUAGGGAUACAAGUGGCAGAGAAACCUUUCAUCCCUUCGUUCCAGAACAUCACUUAAUCAGAGGAUACCUACCAAAAACAUUCUGGUACUGGAAUUACAAUUAUUACCCAGCUGUAGAGGGUCCUGGAUGCUGCUCUGAUCUAGCAGUUUCAUUCCACUACGUUGACUCCAUGACUAUGUAUCAUUUGGAAUAUUUGAUUUAUCAUCUCCGUCCAUAUGGGUAUUUGUAUCGGUACAAUCCUGAUUUGACAAAGAGUCUGGAAGAGCAGAGCAAAAAUGAAGCACUGGAAGACAAACAAAAGCUAAAGCAAAAAAUCUCUGAGAAUUAAUUGAAUUUUGAAGAAAACAAGAAGAAGCCAGUACAAUGAAUAAGAGUCUUCUCAAACUCCUGCAUGAAGCUUGUGGACUAAAAUGACUCAUAGCAGUUAUUUGAAAAAUCAUGUUGGCAGUACUUCCUGUCACUGUCUGUGUAAAAUAGUCUGGUGCUGGCUCUGACUGGGAUAGUGUGACCUUGCAGCCCUGCUCAUGAAGAUCUGAGGCCCUAAAGCUAUGAAAUAGGAGGUGGUUCUGGUACACUAAUAUCUGGAAGAAUUUGUAUAAAAAACGUAGUGGACAGGUUCAAAGGUAAUCAUACAGUAUUUCUGUUCCUUUUUCUGUUCUCUUAUUUCCUUCCAAUUGUUCUGUUAGGUCAGUUCUAAUGUUAGAAAUCAGGUGCUGCACAAUCAAAUACUUCAUGAUGGCUUUCUCUAGCAUUCUCAGAGAGGCAGGAAAACGGUCAAGUCUACUUUGCCUUAAUCUUAAUGACAGACUGGUUAUUGUGAAUAGGCAGGGAUCCACCCAAAAGAUUAAUCUGAAUUGUUUCAGAAAUGGAAUUCAUUGCUAUGAAUUAUUUAAAAAAAAAUCAAGUCUCUCUUGUACAAAACAAUAUGAAGUUGGAUCACUACUGUUUUAGGGGAGAAAUCCAGAAAUAGUUACUGUUGUUUAAAUUGCUGAGGUGAUGCAAGACAUUUACCUGUGGCUUUUUUUUUUUGUGGUGUUGGUUUUUUGUAUUAACUUAUCCUAUUGGUUGAAUGGAUAUAAAAAUCUCAGAAUUUUUCAGCAUAAAAUAAGGUAGAUGCUUUUCAAAAUACAAGUCUCUCUUCCAUCACACCUUCCAGGUAAAACAGAAAGUAUAAUAUCUUACCAAAGUUACAUUACAAUAACUUGGUUUCAGCCAGUAUUAUAGCUUGUUGCCAUUUAAUUUUAACAUUGCUUUAAUUGUGGCGUUACCUUAUUCAUUAAAAUUUUACAGAUACAAACCAGUCCUAUUUUAAAGCUGCAGCGAAGCCAAUUUGACUGUUUCCCUACGCUUCUAGUUUAUGUGGCUGAAGUACUUAAUUUCGCUUUCAUGAACGUUCCGUUCCCUGUCCCCCGCCGCCCUGUAGAGAAUUUCUUCUGUGUCUGCUCCUUGUUACCUUUUCAGAACAAAGUGUUAAAUGAUCCUUAUUUCACUCUUUUUGAAGCUGAAGUAUGUAGUUAUUCAGGUAAGCCAGCCUGAAUGCAGGAAUCUUUCGAAGUGCAUUACUUUCUCCACUACUUUAUGAGUAUCUCUGCCUCUUAACUGAAAACACUUUCUUGGUGUGGGACAAAAUAGGUGUGUUAAUUACUGAAAAAUUUUUAGAGGCCAAGCCUAUGUUUUAUAUAGUUAACAUAAAACGUUGUGAUUUUCUCUUUUUAAAAUGGAGUGAAUAGCAGCAUGGGAGAUGGGAUUAAGUUUGACAUGUCGUGUGUCUUUAUUCCACACUUAACAAAAGUUUUUUCAUCUUUUUAUCACUUUUCACCUUCAUCAUAUUGAUGAAUUUGGACAUAACCUAAUUACCUCCAGUCAUUGUUUUGGAAAGGGCACAUACUGGUAGCAGACAGCCUUACUUACUACUGCUGUCCUUCAGGAUGUUCCUGGAAGAGGAUGUUACCAUAAAGUACUGGAUUUUUUUUUCCCAAAGAUAGUUCUUGUACAGAUUGGGGUUCUAUCUCUUGUCCAGCAGUAGCGAGUUAUGACUUCCUUUCUGACCAUUGCUCUGCAGCAUGAUGACAAUUACUGAAAUACCUCAUGGAGUUCAAAUAUUACAUACAUCUUCCCUGCCUUGAAUAUAGGCGGGGUUCAUACAUAAGUAUUAGUUAAACAAAUAGUUCCUGCAUGGUUAAAUCUGUUAGUCUUUUAUGAGCAAGACUGCCUCUGAAACAUUGAAAGGGACACGAGCUUUAUUGUAUGUUGACUUAAGUAAAAAAUUGUAACUGCAUUUGUUUAAAAAGGAAGAAGUCUGCAGUUUGCUGUAGUCAGGCACGCUUGUCCAGAGGGAGAGCGGAUGGUACCGUGUUGAGAGGUGCAUCAUUACGUGAGCUGAGUGUUUAUCCCAUAAUAUUGUGAAAUCUAUAUGGUAUUGAGAACUGCAGUGGCAUUGUUCCAACAUGUGAUUAAAAUUUUCUGGAAUGCUUAAGGAAGUUAUAAAAUGAAAUCAAGAUCCCAACUUAAUCUCUUUGUAAAUUCAGCCCAUGCGCAACUAUGCUGUUCCUUUAUCACUACUUUCUUCCUCAGUUCAUCCGUGGGGAUUUAAAGAUUUUCUGCCACAACAGGCAGAACUAAUCUUGCAUAUUUUCUGCAGAUUUGUGUCCAGUGUUUGCCCUGUGCUGCCCUGUGAAGCGUCAUUUCCUCUUCAUGUUCCUUGCUAUCCUGUCUUUGGGUCUUCAGUUUUGUCAUGCAUAAAUCUCGAGUGGACAAAAGGAAGCAGGCAGCGAGAUGUUUGAGCUCCACACAGGUUGGUGGCUGAGGUGGCAAGUUAAACCAGCUGCUGCUGAGCUCAUGGUGAACCCUUUUCUUAGCAGAAGUUCUAAGUCUCAUCUGCUGCCUGCCUGGGGCUUGAAAUUUAGCAGAGCGAGGCAGGAAUGUCCCUUUCCACAAAACAUGCAGGACCUCAGAGGGAAUGGAGAAAUAAAUUAAUGUGUUCCAUUUCUUGAGGGAGUAAAGCUAAGAACAUACUACGUUGCCAUAAAUAGGUGGCCUAUCUGGAGAAAUAAGUGUAGCCUUUUCUUCAAACGUCCAUCCUUUGUUUUAAAGUGUCCUUGCACUUAGGCCUCUGAAUCUAUUUCUUCUGCCUUUCUAACAGCAUGGCAAAGAUUUUUUUUAUUUUUUUCCCUCCUUCCAGACAAGCUAGAAAAAGAUUGGUUUUUACAUUCUGUGAUUAUAACAGAGGACUGUUGUUCUCUGUUGAAUUGUAUUGCCGUAACAAUGAGCUGAUACCUCUGACAUAAUUGGUUUGUAUCUUACAACCUUCAAAAGUUUCAGUAGACAACGCUGGAAUGUGAACAGUAUAAUUUUCACGUACAAUAUUACACUACUAGUAGUUUGUUAUUUCACUCUCAGGUCUUUGUGCUAUGAGAAAGUAUUUAUUGAGUUUGAGUAUUUCUGCAGCCCAGGGAGGCUACCGUAUUUCAGGUGGAUAGACCGUUCCAAAGCACAGCAACAGAGGCUCUCUUAGGCUGUACAGAUUUACUGCUUUGUGUUGUUUUGUUUCUAAAAGAGGCUUCUUAAUUAUAUAAAACCUAAAAGCUUCCAUUGGCACUGUAGUGAUUUAAGUGACCCAUCUAAAAAUUUUGAACUAGUUUUCUUGAAAUUACUAGGCAUCAGUUGUUUGCACUUGGAUGUGGGAAUGUCACUUAGUGUAACUGAGUAACAUUUUAACCUUGUGGUAAGUGGAUUUUUAUUUUUUUUAAGUUCAGAAAGAAUGAAAAUGGCAAAGAGUUACCUUCUGAUCACCAUUCUUAACUAGAGGAUAGUAUUACUCUUUCUCUGAAAGGAGAAAAAAAACCCCAAACCAAUUUUAAUCUUCUUUUACUCCCAAUUCCUUUGUGCAGUCUGUAUUGGCUUUACUUAGGAGGUUAAAUGCUGGUGAUGUUGGCACCAUUUCUCAUUUUGUGGAAGUUCCUUUCCCGGUAUCUUUUGCCUUUAAGGACACUUUCUUUGUUUUGCUUCGGGGGGUAUACAUUAAAAAUCACUUCUUCUUCACAUGUUGCUGUUUGUUCUGUUACACUUCCAGAAAUAAAAAUUUUAGUGUGUAGCUGAUAGACCUCUUAUAAACAGUUUGCUAUCCAAGCAGGGCGUGUUAUCUUCGUGCGACAGAAAAGUGCGGGUUGUUUCUCUGAUGUGCCUGCUGCUGAUGUUAUAGUGCUUGUACAGAUGAAAAUAGAUCUGUCAGUACAGGACCACUCGGAAAGGCGGUUUUGUCCCUUUUCUGUCAAGAAAAACUUCUGUGGAACUCCAAAAGUGUAAUUUGCUUUGUUUUACCAUAUUGUAUUUAAAACAAUCCACAAAUGUUAUUAAUGCUCUAAAAGAAUGGAAUAUUGCUGCUGGACAGUACAUGCCACUUAAAACCUGUGAAUGUUUCACUUUGCAAUUGUAAGUAGUCAUGUCCCUAAUUGCAGAUAUAAGUUGGUGACUUGUCUGGAAUGAUCACCAUAAGGAUUUGUUUCUUAAAUACAUUCUUUGAAGUGCCUUUGACCAAUUUUUAGCAUCAAAAUUAAGUUGAGAAUUGAAUAAAUAAAAUAAGUUAUCUCAUA
Falco peregrinus (peregrine falcon) is the source of this 5628-nucleotide messenger RNA. RefSeq names its product core 1 synthase, glycoprotein-N-acetylgalactosamine 3-beta-galactosyltransferase 1 (gene C1GALT1). Gene Ontology annotation, molecular function: N-acetylgalactosaminide beta-1,3-galactosyltransferase activity. NCBI's taxonomy places the organism in Eukaryota, Metazoa, Chordata, Aves, Falconiformes, Falconidae. The coding region runs from base 264 to 1364 and encodes 366 amino acids. The transcript has 4 exons. Gene Ontology annotation, cellular component: membrane. The record is from RefSeq and is a predicted model, not a curated record.